Cucurbitaria berberidis CBS 394.84 is the source of this 1583-nucleotide messenger RNA. Its product is annotated as NAD(P)-binding protein. Lineage: Eukaryota; Fungi; Ascomycota; Dothideomycetes; Pleosporales; Cucurbitariaceae. The record is from RefSeq and is a predicted model, not a curated record. Gene Ontology annotation, molecular function: oxidoreductase activity, acting on NAD(P)H, oxygen as acceptor. Gene Ontology annotation, cellular component: intracellular anatomical structure. Bases 312 to 1424 code for a protein of 370 amino acids. The transcript is spliced from 4 exons.
GGUGGGGGUACGAAGCUGGAGCUCCUGAGAGCUUUAAAAUGCUUUAAAAUACCUUGCGGCGCCGCAUCGACAUCGUGACAUGCUCACUCUUGAUCCAAUUGCUUUUUUGUCUACUUGAUUCAGCUUCCGAGCCGACGUUUAGCGACCCGAACACUUCAGCAUCGCCUCGAGGCGCAUCCUAAAAGUCUUUAGACUCAGCCUUGCGACUCACGAUACCUGGGCGCCUGCAUUCUUUCUUAUAAAGCGAAAACCCCCCUGCAUCGAAACUGCAGUUUCCACCCCAAUUGCAAGCCUGUUUGCUUUCCCCAACCAUGUUCAAGUCACAAGUUAUGCGUCACGUCGCGCGUGCGACCAGGGCCCAAGUUCCGCGAGCAGCGGUCCGACCAGCACGACCAGCGGUUGCCUCGAUCCGACACUUUACCUCUGCCCCCAGCCGCUUUGACAAGAGCACCGAGGACGAGCACAACGCUUACACAACGGCGGCCGAGCCUGGAGAAAGUGGUGACCAUGAGGGCCAGUUUGCACGAACAAAUCAAGACAUCAAAGUAGAGUACCCCGAGGAGAAGGAUCUCCCUCCUUCGCAGCCAGUGCAGGGCAGAGGAGGUAUCCAUGCUAAGAGGACCCUGGCCUCGUUCUCCCUCGAGGGCAAGACGGCCGUCGUCACUGGCGGAGCUCGAGGUCUGGGUUUGGUCAUGGCGCAGGCCCUGGUCACCUCGGGAGCUGAUGUUGCAAUUGUCGACAUGAACAGGGAAGAAGCACAGCGGUCAGCAGAAGGGUUGAUUGAACUCUUCCAGAAGGAAAAUGAAGGGACAGACAAGCUUCCCAAAGUCACUGCCCACUUCUGCGAUGUUUCCAGCCCCACGUCAGUCAACCAGUCAUUCGCCGAGAUCCUCAGACUCCACGACAAGGUCGACAACCUCGUCACCUCCGCUGGCUUUACGGAGAACUACGAUGCCAUCUCCUACCCACACGACCGCAUGCAGAAGCUAUGGGGGGUCAACGUUGAUGGUACCUAUCUAUAUGCCGUGACCGUGGCGAAGCACCUCAUGGAGAGGAAGGCACCGGGAAGCAUCGUCAUGAUUGGUAGCAUGUCUGGCGCUAUUGUGAAUGUUCCACAGCCACAGGCCCCGUACAACGCGGCCAAGGCUGCCGUCCGCCAUCUAGCAUCCAGUUUGGCGGUCGAGUGGGCACACGCAGGUAUCCGCGUGAACUGCAUCUCCCCUGGCUACAUGCUUACGGCACUGACAAAGAAGAUCCUUGACGAUAACCCAGACCUUCAGAAGCAGUGGACUUCUCUGAUUCCCGUCGGUAAAAUGGGACGUCCCGAGGAUUUGAUGGGUGCCGUUACCUUCCUCUCUAGCGACGCUAGUCUCUACGUCAAUGGCGCGGAUCUGAGAGUAGACGGAGCGUAUACUUGUACGUAAGUCAUGACAAGGUUCAGGAUCAAGAAUGGGAAUAGACGGCGGCGAAGAGGGUGAGCAGGCGCGUGCGAAUAUAGAUCCAACGUUGCUGCACUCGUAGAGAAUUCACAAAAAGUGGCUUUAGUGUCCCCUCGUAAUUAAUUGCUUGUAAACGUAUCCACG